AUGGAUAAAGCAACUCCUAACAUCGAGCUCGGUCAAAAGGAUGAUCCCAAUCCACCUCAAGCAGCCCCAAAACUCCCGGGAGUCCUUCGCGUGGAAGCAGCAGCUAGCAAGCUCACAACUCCCAAACGAUGGAUCUUCUUCACCAGCAUCUUCUUCUUCAGCUACGCCCAGAACCUUGCCUACCAGACACGAAACACCUACAUCCCUUAUGCUACAUCAUCCUUCGGGAAUCACUCCCUCCUAGCUACCGUCAUUGUCAUCCGUGAAGUCGUGGCCUCUGCUAUUCAGCCCUCGGUUGCAAGGCUCACUGAUGUCUUUGGCCGUAUCGAGAUCUUUACCCUCGCUGUCGUGUUCAGCCUGGUGGGGACCAUCAUACAGACGUACUCUGGAAAUAUCCAGACUUUUGCCGGUGGUGCUGUGCUGCAUUCGCUCGGGUACAGGAUCUCCAUCCUUACUAUUGAGAUCAUGAUUGCGGAUUUCACGUCUAUGAAGACAAGGCUGUUCUUUGCUUUUGUGCCCAACUGGCCUGCCAUUGUCAACAUCUGGAUAAGUGGAGAUAUCACAUCUGCUAUUCUCUCGGUGGCCUCUUGGAAAUGGGGAAUUGGCAUGUUUGCAAUCAUCAACCCGAUCUGCGCUCUGCCUCUCAUCAUCUUAAUGUUUAUCCUUGGGCGUCAGACGAAGCGUUCGAGACUGGAGCAGGAGACUUCCUCUUGGACAGCAUCUCUCAAAGCAAUGUUUUGGGAGCUUGAUGUCGUUGGCGUGCUGCUCUUGACGGCUGCCCUAGCUAUGACGUUGAUCCCUCUCACGCUGGCAGGUGGACAUAGUGCCAAGUGGAGGGAUGCCGGCAUCCUGACACCUCUCAUCAUAGGUCUUAUUCUUUUCCCCAUUUUCGCCAUAUGGGAAAUGAGAGUAAGUAACCCAAUGCUUCCAAUUCACCUCCUCAAGCAUCGAACCGUAUGGAGUUGUCUCGGCAUUAGCACUAUCUUCCCCUUUGCUUUCAUGGUCAUCGGAAGCUAUCUGUUCAGCUUGCUCGUGGUAUCGUACAACUUCACCAUCAAAGACGCUACCCGAGUGGCGUUACUCUAUCAGUUCUGCGCCAUCGUUGUAGGCUCUCUCCUAGGCCCGAUUGUCAUAAAGAUCCGGCGCCUCAAAGAAAUCAUCUUGUCUGGCAUUGUACUUUUUUUCGUCGGAUUCGGACUUAUCUACCACUUCCGAGGUGGCUCUGGGUCCAAAUCUGGAGUCAUUGGCGGAGAAGUCGUGAUGGGCAUUGCUGGCGGCCUUUUCUCUUGGCCAACACUUAUUCUCAUCCAGACCGUGGCUCAACACGAGUACAUUGGAGUCUUGAUUUCCCUCGUUUUCACUGCAAACGCUAUUGGCCAAGCACUUGGUAGUUGUGUGUCUGGCGCCAUGUGGACACAGACUCUGUAUAAAGAGCUUGAGAAGAACCUUGCACCAUUUGGCAAUGAUACGCUGGCCUCAGCUGUCUACGCAUCGCCUCUGACUGUUGUUCCCCAAUAUCCUUUGGGAUCGCCCGAGAGAGAGGCCAUGGUCAUGAGCUAUCGAUACAUCCAAAGAAACCUGAGUAUUGUCUCGUUAUGCCUCGUCGUACCUAUGCUUGUUCUCGGACUAUGCCUACAUAACCCUACACUUUCCGAUCAGCAAACCCAAGUGGAGGAAACCGUCGAACCUCCAAAGGUGCAGAAGCAGAAUACUGGUAACUAG
This is a messenger RNA of Fusarium musae, 1722 nucleotides long. RefSeq lists its product as uncharacterized. NCBI's taxonomy places the organism in Eukaryota, Fungi, Ascomycota, Sordariomycetes, Hypocreales, Nectriaceae. The record is from RefSeq and is a predicted model, not a curated record. The transcript has a single exon. Gene Ontology annotation, molecular function: siderophore-iron transmembrane transporter activity. Gene Ontology annotation, biological process: intracellular iron ion homeostasis; transmembrane transport. Gene Ontology annotation, cellular component: vacuolar membrane; endosome. Bases 1 to 1722 code for a protein of 573 amino acids.